AUGAAGGAUGGUGCAGCAGCUGAGGCCCUGGGGUACAAAGGCCUGAAGACACUAAUAUGUAAAACUGAUGGAAAAAUCCAGACAGCAGUACGGGAGAACCAGGACUAUGUGGGAGUUGAAAAUCAAACCCCAAUUGGAGAGCGAGAGCAGAAAGAACAGAAAGAGCUUGAAGAUAAGAAGCCCCCUCAGGCUCACCCAAGAGGGAACCAAGAGGGAUUAAGAUGGAAAACAGAUGCCGAGACCCAGACACCAGAGUGGGGGAACCAAGGGAAGAGUGGAAGUGAGGAUGCUGUAGAGAUUCAGUCAUUUCAGAAGCAAGAGAAAGAGGCCAGAAGGGAGGAAAAAGAGAUCCAAGGAUGGACUGGAGGGGAUAGUGGUAAGAAGUCCAAGGUGCCACAGCAAGAGACACAAGGCCAGGCUGGCAUUGAUCCUGGUGCAGAAACUGAGGCAGAGGAGAGGAGAAACCAGGACCAGGCCGGAAGUGCGGGUGCUGUGCAAACCCAGACAUCUGACGGGGAGAACCUGGGAGCAACCCAACAAGAUGGUGACGAUGCAGAGAUCCAGACCCUUGAGUGGGGACAGCACCGAUGCGUUGGAAACGAGAAACUUACUGAAAUACAAACACCACUGGGGGUGAAACAAGGUGGCCACGAGGAGAAGCCAGAGAAUGGCGAGCAGUGA
Perognathus longimembris pacificus (Pacific pocket mouse) is the source of this 681-nucleotide messenger RNA. RefSeq lists its product as uncharacterized. The transcript is spliced from 2 exons. Bases 1 to 681 code for a protein of 226 amino acids. Lineage: Eukaryota; Metazoa; Chordata; Mammalia; Rodentia; Heteromyidae. The record is from RefSeq and is a predicted model, not a curated record.